UAAAAGAGGAUGGAAGAGAGAGAGGAUGGUGAAAACUUGAAAGAGAGAGCGUAGAGAUGAGAAGAGAGAAACGAAUUUGAUCCACAACAAAAUAGUGAGCCUGUCUCUUCUAAUCGUACAGUCCGUUUUCCACUGUGGUCUUGAUUUUAUUCCUUUACCCGCGAUUUUAAUCGUGUUUGUUUUGCAUGUACACUUGUGACUACAAGUUUUCACGGCUAAACAGUUUUGAACAUCUGAAUUGGCUAUCAAAACAAUGAUAUCAGGACAUUGGCUGACAGGAAGUGAAACAAUGGACGAUCAGCAUUAUUGCUUACGUUGGAACAAUUACCAGAGUAAUAUGACGUCGGUAUUUCAUCAACUCUUACAGAAUGAAGAUUUCGUUGACGUUACUCUGGCCUGUAAUGACCUUUCGUUAAAAGCUCACAAGGUAGUGCUAUCGGCGUGCUCGUCGUAUUUCCAAAAGCUGCUUUUAGAAAACCCCUGCAAGCACCCGACGAUCAUAAUGCCUCAGGAUGUCGGUUACGAAGAUCUGAAAUUCAUCAUCGAGUUCGUCUACAAGGGGGAAAUCGACGUAUCUCAUGCGGAACUUCAGUCGCUGCUGCGCACGGCGGACCAAUUAAAGAUCAAAGGGUUAUGCGAAACACCGGACGACAAGGACAAUAAGGAUCUUUUAGACACUCCGGAUUUGGUGCCGCUCUCACUGCAUUGCAAAAGUGGCAGGAAAUCGCCAUCAACCAAACACUCUAAGUUUCAGUCUCAAGAACUCAGUCCACCAAAGGCAAAAUACCCAAAAACCACCUUUCAGGCCGUCCUCGAUUCGAAUGAAAUUAGCGGCGAGGAGGAAGACGGCGAAGAAGGAGCAGAUAAGGAGGAGGGGAACAGUGGCGAAGAUAGAGAAAAGGAGAACGAGAAGGCUGGUGGCAGCGAACAACCAUCCAGCGACGAGAACGAAAAAGAUGACAUGCCAGUAGCUUUGGAACCUCAACCCGAGCCGAAAAGAAAGAGGCCGAUCUCGCAACAAUCCGACCAAAACAAACCUCUAAACAUGAGCAGCCAUGGCCUACUAUCGGGACAGACGAUCUUCUCCCAUUUCGGCGUCGACGAUGAUUUCCCACCUGAACCUCCAGCACCAUCGGCCAUUCCCGUUGGUCACGUGGACAUGUCCACGGCUCCAGUCGAUCAUUCUCCCACCAGGACUAUUCUCAGUGAGCCGAUGCAUCGUACUGAUAUUUCCGAUUCCACGAAAUAUACCCUAGAAAUCAAGAAGGAGGCCGACAUUAAGUUAGAAACGUUGAGAUCAUAUGACCAAGACAGCCUAUUGGAUAUGGAAUCGCAUUUGUCGGGGCCUGAUCAUUCAAUGGACAGCCACGAUGAUGGAGAAAGAACCAUGCACCAGCUUAUUGGUCAUGCAGAUUUCAGUGGGAUUCCUGGAGUUUCUAAAUUAGAUGUAGGUGAUGAUGUACCUGGAAUGAAAAAUAACGGCCAUUUAGAAUUAGGGCAACAAAGGUCUCACGCUGGGGGACCGAAAACUUGGACACAGGAAGAUAUGGAUAUGGCGUUAGAUGCCUUACGAAAUCACAAUAUGAGCCUAACUAAGGCAUCCGCAACUUAUGGUAUUCCCUCCACUACUUUAUGGCAGAGAGCUCAUAGGCUAGGAAUAGAUACCCCCAAAAAAGAAGGGCCUACUAAAUCUUGGACUGAAGAAAAUCUAAAUAACGCUCUGGAAGCAUUAAGAACUGGAACAAUAUCUGCAAAUAAAGCUAGCAAAGCAUUUGGCAUUCCCAGUAGCACCCUGUACAAAAUAGCGAGAAGAGAAGGAAUAAGACUGGCAGCACCUUUCAACGCGGCACCGACUACUUGGACACCUGAAGACUUAGAAAAAGCCUUAGAGUCCAUAAGAACGGGCCAGACGUCUGUACAAAAAGCUUCGACAGAAUUCGGCAUACCCACUGGAACAUUAUACGGUAGAUGCAAAAGGGAAGGAAUAGAAUUGUCAAGGUCGAAUCCUACGCCCUGGUCUGAAGAUGCCAUGGGAGAAGCUCUAGAGGCCGUUAGGUUAGGUCACAUGUCCAUCAACCAAGCGGCCAUCCACUAUAACCUGCCUUAUUCCUCGCUGUAUGGACGCUUCAAACGAGGCAUCAAAUACGAGGCGGAUACCAUAGAUUAUGUGGAUCUAAAUCAAGACAGCCACCUCCAAAUGGAACAUACAUUUGGCAUGGAAUAUACUACCUCUCCAUCACAGAUUCAAUAUCAAAACCAGAAUAGCUGAGAUACGGCCUUCAAUUUCGACUGCUUUUGAGAAAUAGAUCCAGAGUAGAUUUAUUUUUUGAGGUUGGAUGCAUUUUGUUAUUGAUGUAGAAGUAAAUAGUUUUGGAUAAUAUUGGGUAUAUAUAAAUAUAAAUGUUUUGUUUUUCGUUUUGGUUAAAUAUUUUACUACAAGAGCAAUUAAACGAAUAUCUUUUAUCACCAAUAUAGUUACAAAAUUCAGUGAUAAUAGUUUAAUUAUAAUAAAACAUCUUGUAUAUGUUACAAUCACAUGGCAUAUAAGAUCAGUCAAUAACUUAACAUUCUAUCCCAACAAACAAAGAGAAAUCUGAAAGUCAGAAGUACUAUAAAUCUCUAUAAGUCGGAAAGCAAAUUUUUGGUAACAGUCCUUAACCGAGCCUUCUACAAUAGGGAACUUGACAUUUUUUUUAUUUAUAUAUUUUUUCUGUUUGUCUACAAUAUAGAAACAACACGUACCAAAUAUCAACCCUCAAAUCGCAAUAUUUAAUUUACAAUGAACAUUUAAAAUAGUGAUCGCCAACUAUCCAACACGAAAAGCGCAGCAUGCUAUGUGACGUCACGCUGCUCGUUCCAGGAUAAUAGAACAACGAACUAGCAACACUGGAAGAUUGUUUGUAUUUAAAAUUGACAGUUCGUUGAUUUAAAAACAUUGUGUUUUGAAGGUUAGAUUUUGUUAUGUAUAAUUUCUUUUUAUCCUCACGUAUGUGAGGAUCAUUUUAAUGUGAGUAUAAAAAUUAGACUCUAUUUUCAUCUGCAUAAUAUCAUUAUAAGUACUUAUUUUAUGUUCACUUCUUUGGUACACAAUGCAAUAUACAAUAUAAUAGGUAUUUAGUAUAGUUUUACAAAGAACCUUAUGGUUUUAAUACUAACUCUUGACGAUUUUAUGAUUCCUUAUGAUUUUAUUACAUAUUAUUAUUCAUAAUGUACUGUUGCAGCGUUAUAGGGACGACCAACAAACUGUCUGACGUCACAACCGAUUCCGCCCGUUGAAAGCAUAACUUAAAUUCUGCAGUUUGUAAUUGCUUAUAUUUACAUAUUUCAUAAUAAUAAAAUAUGAGUUUUUUUUGUAAACUGGGGUUCUAUCAACAGCAUUAAAUAACGUUUAUCAGUAAUAUUUCUUAAAUAUAAUUUUUAUGCAAGUUCCCUAUUUGCAAGGCAUACAGAUCGAUAAAUAGUAGACAAGGGAAAAUCUACAAUAUGCAUUCUACACCUGUCUACUUAUCUAGGUAAAAAUCGAACAAAAUUUUGCUUCCUAGUACUGAAAAUGUGAGUAAAACUAGAUAACGAGAGGCAGCUUAAGAUUUAAUUUAUUUCAGGGACUCAGAACUGUCUGUGGUAUACCCCAAGGGUACACCACAGACAGAUCUGAGGACUACAGAACAAAGAAACAUAAUAUGCCAACUGAUGGUUGGUAGCCCCUGAAACAAAUUAAAUCUUAAAUUGUCCCGUUAUUAUAACCAAAUUUAAAAUGAAAACGAAUUAAGAUGAAUUAGUUAUUAACGAUUAAUGAUCAAUAUAAGAAAGACAGGAUAAGAUGCUCUUAAUGUUGUUCUGAAGCUAUUUCCUUGUGGCAUUUUUAUAAUCAAUUAUUUUCAGUGGGAAAUAAGCCACAAUUUUACCAAAAAAAUGAUUUUAUUAACGCUUCGACGCCCAAGUCGGGUGUCGUUGUCAAAAUACAAAAUAAUACUAGUAAAUUAAACAAAAAUGUUGCUUAGUAAAAAAUUCUUCUAAUAAUUUAUUUAAUCUGACUAAUUUAUAUCGGCAAUUCAGACAUGUAUUAUACAUUUUAAAGUAGAAGACUUUAAAAUGAUAUUGCCAAUAUUGAUGAGUUGCGUUCCUGGGACGACUUUACUAAAAGAUUGUUCAUUUGAUAAGAUGCUCUUAUCAUUGGUUUGAACAUAAUUUCAAAUUAUUGUUUCAAAUUAAUUUUUGUUCUUUAUAUUUAAAUUUUUUAUACAGCUGUAAUCUGUCGCAUUUCAGUUUUACAAUCUUGAUUGUGUUGACGACAAUGAAAACAGCUAAAAUCGAAUACCUCGGUCACACCAUGAGUAACAGCGAGAGAUAUGGACUGAUGCAUAGGCGUAACCAGGAGGGGGGUUAUAACUCCCCCAUUUGGAUGUAUUUUGAGCUCUAUACGCUUAACACCAUUACUAUUCCCUACCUCCCAGAAACCAUCAAGUAGUUGUAACCCCACUUUGAAUCAUCCUGGUUACACCUCUGGACUGAUGCAACAAAUCUUGCAGGGAAAAGUAGCAGAAAAACAAAGACCAGGAAGGCGAAGCAUUUUCUGGCUGAAAAAUCUACGUACGUUGUUCAACACAACAACCACAAAUUUUUUCCGAGCUGUAGAUGGUCGUCAUUAUCCGAAACGGAUAGGCACGACAAGAAGAAGAUAUAUAGUGAACAUCUUAUAUUCAACUUUGUUGUUCAUACAUUGUUAAUUUUUAGCGUUUUCACAAUUAAAAGUUAUUUCUUUUAAUUGCAUAUCAUUUUUGAAGCAUGGCAAUGUUUUUAUGUACAUAUAUUGUCAUAAAAUGGGACCAGUAAAACACAGCAGUUUGUUUAAGUAGUUGUUUAUUUCCCUUUUUUAUUUAAUAUUAAAUAUUAAUAUUAACAGAACACAAGUUUAUUUAACAACAGAUAUUGCAUAAAAAGACAAUUUUUUCAGUACUUAUCAAAAAUAAUUUUUAUGAAAGUUCCUGUAUAUAAGGACAAUGAAAUUAUUGGUAAUAAUUUGUAUCGAUAAAAUUGAUUUGCUAAGUUUAAAUGCCCUUGUAUUGAUGCUCAAGAUAGCCAAAAAAUUAUGUUUUUAGUUGUAGUUUGGUUUUAUAUAAUUUUUACAAAGUUUACUUCUAUAUUCAAAUGAAUUGUUACAAAUGUCACCUCGAUUUAAAGUUAAGGCUCGUUCCAAUCAAAAAAUUGUAGUAGGCAGAGUUUAUUACUAAUUUUUUCCAUUUUUUAUUAUAUUUCUGUAAAUAUAAAGUAUGUUAGUACAAAGUUGAAUUUGUUUUUUUUUUGUAUUUUUAGAUUGUCUUCUAUAAUUGUCUGAUAUAAAAGUAUUGGCUGUUA
Diabrotica virgifera virgifera (western corn rootworm) is the source of this 5355-nucleotide messenger RNA. Its product is annotated as protein bric-a-brac 2. The transcript has 12 exons. Gene Ontology annotation, molecular function: DNA binding; protein binding. NCBI's taxonomy places the organism in Eukaryota, Metazoa, Arthropoda, Insecta, Coleoptera, Chrysomelidae. The record is from RefSeq and is a predicted model, not a curated record. Gene Ontology annotation, cellular component: nucleus. Gene Ontology annotation, biological process: regulation of transcription by RNA polymerase II. The coding region runs from base 254 to 2269 and encodes 671 amino acids.